Messenger RNA from Ananas comosus (pineapple), 1735 nucleotides. Its product is annotated as probable allantoate deiminase. The record is from RefSeq and is a predicted model, not a curated record. The transcript has 12 exons. The coding region runs from base 38 to 1510 and encodes 490 amino acids. Gene Ontology annotation, molecular function: hydrolase activity, acting on carbon-nitrogen (but not peptide) bonds, in linear amidines. Lineage: Eukaryota; Viridiplantae; Streptophyta; Magnoliopsida; Poales; Bromeliaceae.
AGGAGCCACACAAUGAAAAUAGUGGAGCGAAAAAACCAUGGCUUUUUCUCUCCCAAAAUCCUCACCAUUUCCCCUUCCCAAUCCCCUUAAUCUCCUCAUUUUCUCAAUUUCGAUCCUUCUCACGCUCAAUCUAAUCCUCGGGUCGGAGAUGGGAAGCGUGGGAAAUGGGGGGAACGAACUGUUUCCGGAGAUUCUGAGGGAUGAGGCGGUGUUUAGAAUCAGAGAGCUCGGAAAGGUAUCUGAUCGUGAAGGAUAUCUUGAAAGGACAUUCUUAAGUCCUGCCGCUUUAAGAGCUACUGAUCUUAUCAUCAGUUGGAUGCAGGAUGCUGGAUUAAGAUCUUGGGUGGACCAAAUGGGCAACAUACAUGGUCGAACUGAGUCGGUCAAUUCAAGUGCUGAGGCCUUACUGAUUGGAUCUCACAUGGACACUGUUGUUGAUGCUGGUAUGUACGAUGGAGCACUUGGUGUAAUAUGUGCCAUCUCUGCUUUGAAGGCCCUGAAGAUCAGUGGGAAAUUGCAGAAACUAUAUAGGCCGGUGGAGGUGAUUGCAUUCAGUGAUGAGGAAGGUGUCAGGUUUCAAUCAACUUUUUUAGGGAGUGCUGCUGUAGCUGGUAUCCUACCACCAUCGACACUGCUCGCAACUGAUAAGAGUGGCGUUACAGUGCAAAAUGUCCUUAGAGAAAACUCUUUCGAGGCUACCAUUGAAAGCCUUGGCCGAGUCAAGUACAAUCCACAAUCCGUUUGGGGUUAUGUUGAGGUUCACAUCGAACAAGGCCCUGUAUUGGAAACACUGGGUUAUCCUCUUGGCAUUGUCAAAGGAAUAGCCGGACAGACACGAUUAAAGGUGAUAGUAAAUGGGGUGCAAGGGCAUGCCGGAACAGUCCCGAUGCCAUUGCGCCAAGAUCCGAUGGCUGCUGCUGCUGAACUAAUUGUAACAUUGGAAAGUCUGUGUAGAAAACCCGAGAAAUUCUUAACUUAUGAUAAUGAAUGUGGAUGCGUCACGAAGGAAUCUCUAGCGGGAUUGGUCUGCACGGUGGGGGAACUAUCUUGCUGGCCAAGUGCGAGCAAUGUCAUCCCUGGCCAGGUUAAUUUUACCGUCGAUGUACGGGUGAUUGAUGACAAAGCAAGGGAAGCCAUACUAGCUGAGCUCUCAAAGCAAAUUUAUUGGAAGUGUGAUCGUCGGAUGAUCAAUUGUACAAUUGAACUUAAGCAUAGUGCAGAGGCUGUUCUUUGCGACUCGGGAUUAGCCGUACAAUUAAAACAAGCGGCAACUUCAGCUUUAAGAAAGAUGCACGGCUACACCCCUAGCGAGAUGCCGAUCUUAAUGAGUGGAGCAGGACAUGAUGCAAUGGCGAUGGCUCGGUUAACAAAGGUCGGCAUGUUGUUUGUUCGAUGCCGAGGGGGAAUCAGCCAUUCUCCCGAGGAAUUUGUGUUGGAUGAUGAUGUCUGGGCUUCUGGUCUUGCUCUCCUUCAUUUUCUUGAGCAACAUGUAGUCGGAGAUAGUGUGUAAAAUUUUCCGUAAUGUUGUACCAAUUGUUACGUGUAAAUGGACGUAUUAAUGUAAAAUGAAAGGUUAUUUGUGCGGGAACAAGCCUCACUGUGGUGAGGUAUUUGAGGCUCGUGUUCUGGGUGAAGGAUUUUGAUUGGUUUGCACGCGAUGCGGUGUGAGAUGAUGCAUGAAUUUUCCGAGGAAAUGCCUUAUUUUGGCGGAAUCAAGGAUUUUGAUUGGUUUGCA